AUGACUUGUUUGCAGAAGGGAGCUCUCUUCUUCGGCGAGAAGAUUCGCUUAUGGGUCAAUGCAAAAUAUCAGCCGAAAGUAAACGAGGCAGUCGAUUCAGGCACUAUUUAUCUUACGACUCUUCUAACCUGUUACAUCUCCGUACCUGAAAACGAGAGUGGGAGUUUCAAGGGUCCGGUGAACUUCCUAAAAGCGAGCGCCGUUAAAAUACCUGCUUUGGGCGGUGAGUUCACGAAAACCAUCAAUAUAACUUUCCCAUGUCUAGUGCUCUUAUUCAUCCAUCUUCUAGGGUCAUAGCAUUCGUAGAGCUAUUAUGCUAAUGCUGGUCAUUUGAUUGAUUAGGAAAGCAAAUCUUUUGAUGAACUCCGCCUCUGUAUGGAGCAUUCACCAAUGACGUUCCGUGUCAGACAGAUGCGACUUCUGCCCUUCUAUCCUGACUGUAAGGAAUUUAGGAAUCGCCUUUUGACUGGGAGCCGCAGCAUAGAUCCCGACAGUCGAGAAGGCUUGAGCCCGAGACGUUAGCCUUAGUUCUUUCCUAGAGAUCAAGAAAAUCAAAGUUUGAGGUGCGAGACUUCCAGGCCUGCCGCAGGAUUUCGGUUGACUAAUAAUGGCAAAGGCGUAAUUCCUGCAUUCUCGGUCUUUGUUUAUCAUAAAUCUCGAUGAGUUUUUAUUGCCUAACAGCCGAAUGAGCACGCAAGUGAUCAUAAAAGUUCAUCAGAGUUCCCAUGUACGAACUUUUUUAAUACAUUCUACUACAACCGCCAUGGCCUGUUUAUCCGGUGAAUUCUGACUGUUGUUAGCGGUCAUUCUCACCCCCCCUACAGAGAUCGUUUCGCCUUCUUUAAUGAUUUGUCUAAACCUCGGAGAAAGUUAACAACUUGGAUGAUUUCACACGCUGCCCGGCAGCUGUGAAGCCACCACUUUAUGACAAAAUUUCCGCAAUAUUGCAUGAGUCAGCCCCAUUUUCUGCAGGAGAGAGGGAAGAGUGAGUAAUUUUUGUACGAUCAAGGUUUAUCCACUAAUUGGCUUGGUAUUAUGUAAAGUGAUAUGGAUGGCCAAAAUAUACCAGGCGAUUCAUAUGUUUCCGUCUUUAUAUAUUGAGCAGGUCUAUUUCACUUGUUAACAUGUAUGAUCACUUGAUAUACUGACUUAAUUCCCUGAUUAGCGUUCUUUGUAUCUUAUUAGUAUUCAUUGUUGCAUGGUUUAAUUUGUAGAUACAUACAUAAGUAUUCAUUAUUGCGAUAUGACAGAUGUACUGGUAGUAGUUAAUUUCCGAAUGCCAAUAGUGUUAAUAGGUAGCCCCGUCGUAGUUCACCAGAGGGGUGUCAACGCCUGGUAAAGUUCCUAACUUGAGUACCAUCAGGACCACGGUCCCAUACUAGAAACAUAAGUUUGAAGCAACUGGAAACCCAUCCAUUAAGCAGCGAACAAGAAGACCGUCUGCUAAAAGCACAAAAGAAAGUGUAGUCAAUUUCGUAGAGAUGGCACAAACUAACGAGAAACUUCACGAGCGUGUGUGACUACAAUGUUCUGCUUACAAAUAUCGCAAGAAAUUAAAAUAAAAACUUUUAAAUAUGUCUUCAAUUAAACAGUGGCAGAAGAUGUUGUGUUUUAGUCCUCAGAGACGGAGACUUAUGAAUCACACGAUAGUUGUCCUGCGAUUGAAAAGUCAGUCGGCGAACGUACGUUUUCGGCAACUCAUCAGCCGGCUACUACAAUUACAUGGAUAAUGAACUUGUCAGCUAUGGAGAGUAUUUAUAUGUGUGGACCAAUGGAGGUGGUGGCAUGCCUAAGUGCGUGCCUGGCCGUGCCAGCCACCUGCGCCCUCUCCCACCUCCGGUCUUCUUGGCUAUAUCUUGACAUCGGGCCCAGGUGGGAAGGUGGAGGGUGCGGUAGAUGUUGCGCAAGUCUACUCUCAUUAAUAAAUUACUUCACACGAAAGUCACCGUGCCUGCUCCACCCUGCUGUGCAGCACAUGGUGGACAUCGUCGGCAACAACAGUUGAGCUGUCAUGUGUCUCUUGGGACAAAGCUAAUCCCACUAGUUCUUCUCACGCCGUUAGCAUGACGGAGUCAGCGUGCUGAGGACGUUGGGACUGGGGAGAGAGGGGGACGGGGACGUUGUCUGUAGGUCAAACACGCAGAUUGCGUGUGACUGUUCUCGGGACGCUGGGGCGGCGUGCGAUCAGCGCCUCGAGUCGGCCAGGGAAAACAAACUGCCUUCACCAGUGUCUUUUGACAACGGAGGGCUGGGAUCGCUAACCGAGUAGCUACUGCCUCGGCUGUUGCUGUUGUAAGUUCGCUCUGCGUGCUAACGUGUCUCCUUAACUGAACUGUGAAUGUGACGCAAUGCAAACGUUCCUUUGAGCUCGCGUUGGGGUGGUCAUCAUCACCGGUGAGUAGCACUUUAGGCUCCCACAGCGGGCUACGCUGUAAAUCAGCUGGACAAAAAUCGGGGUCAGACUGGCUCCUGGCAUGCGUUCAUCGGGCUGCACCGAGUCCGCACGAGGCCCUAGUUACUGUUUUAUGUUCGGUUGGUGGCACGCCAGAGGAUGUAAGCCUUCACACCGCAUCAGCUAUUGCGUCUGUUGGCUGCUAGGUUCGGACAGUCGACUGGUGUAUGGGGGAGGGAGAUUACGGCUUGUUCGACAACUGGGAGUCAGCUCAUUAGGCACAUCAACCCAUUUUUCGACAUAAUAAGUCCGGCGCGCGUUACUGUAUCACUGCACACUGAAAAUCGUGUCCCGGAAGGCUGUCAGCUGAUUCAGGUCUGAGAGUCCGCCUGCGGUGGUCCCUUUUAAUGCAGGGUUUCGGUAACGAUCGGAUGAAGGAGCCCAAACACACAGGACCAGCCAAAAGUGCUUGUCUUACGGGAAAGGUGGUAAGGGGGGGGGGUUUAACAGGCAAGGCCUGUGUAUGCAUAGAGGAAUGUCAAAAUAAGUUAAAAUAAUUGGAUGUCUGAUACAGUCUGGGGGGGAGGGGGGCUGGUCGAGUCCGCCAGGCAAAGCGGGGCUGUUUCGCUCCCCCAGCCACUGCCCCGCGCUCACCUUCGGUUGUCGCCUUGACAUUGUCUUGUCGUCGAAACAAUGUGGUUAGGGUGGGUGAGUAUGGUAGAUGUUGCACAUGUCUGUCUCACUAUGUGCAAAUUGACGCGAAUGUCACCACUGCUGUGCCCACGCUGUGUGGCACACGGUGUACAUCGUUAUCUGCGGUGGGCGAACUGCCGUGCCGAACAGCAAUCAAAAAAUCGAUUGGCUCCCAAAAUCGCCCAAGGUUAAUCUGGCUUUCGCCGUCUGUGAAUGCCUAAAGAAACAAACCUAACCGACUUUGCGUGCGAAUAAAAUUUGGCUUUACCUGCAUUGCGCUUUUGACAGCGGGGAGCUUGGACGAAAUCUAAAAGAGAUUGAAAAUAGUGGUGGAUAACAACAGUAAGUGACUGAUCUCAUGAUAUGUUGGCCGAAAUUCUGAAAUGCGUUUUGGAUUUGGAAGGAUUACGUAGGUGGGGUUUUAGUAUGGAUUAACAUGCGGCAUAACCCAGUAAUAUUUCGGACUCGCCAGGAUAUCGGCUUUUGAAUGCACUUCUUUUCAAUCUCCUGCAAAACCCAAACUUGGUAAAAAAUGACUACUUACUUAGCAUGCAUUUUUUGCAUUUAUUUUCGAUGGUCUUAUAAAUUUAAAGAAAACAUUUACAAAAAUAUGCUUUCUUUUACUCAUUUGGUAGCAAAUCACGUCCACUUUAUAUUUUAUGCUUUAAAACAGGGUUUAUUUGGGUUUUAAAGAAAUUUUUAAUUACAUGAUUGUUAAGACCGUGCAAUGUACAUCCAUACAGCAUCGUACCUGUCUGUUUACCAUUGCUCCUCAUGAAAUGUACAACAUAGUCCGUACCCAUUGCAAAAUUUCAUGAAAACUAAAUGGUAUCUUUUCAAAGGCAUAGAGGAAUAAAUUAUUUUCCUUACACGGAAAGCAUGCGCCUUGUAGAAUGAAACCAUUUAACGCUAAUGCAACGGCUGAUCUGUUUUAAAAUUAUUCGGGAAUUGAAAAACUCUUUUAAAACCCAAAUAUACCCUGUUUUCAAUCACCAAAAUGUAAAGUAAAUGUGAGUUGCCACCGAAUGAGUAGAAGAAAGCAUAUUUUGUGAAGGUUUUCUAUAAAAUAUAUCUGACUUUAUAAGACCAUCGAAAAUCAAUGCAAAAAAUGGAUGAUAAAUAAGUAGUCAUUUUUUUACCAAGUUUGGGUUUUGUCGGAGAUUGAGACGAAGUGCGUUCAAAAGCCGAUAUCCUGGCAAGUCCGAAAAAUUACUGGGUUAUGCCGCAUGUUAAUCAGUACAACAACCCCACCUACGUUAUCUUUUCAAAUCGAAAACGCAUUUCAGAAUUUCGGCCAACAUUUCAUGAGAUCGCUCACUAACUGUAUGUCUUUUGCUCGGGAAAUUUGUCGUAAGAUAAAAGCCGAAAAGCGAAAUGAACUGUACUAGAUGAGGAAUGUGUUGGAAACAGCGACGUACAACAAACGGAGCAACAGAUUGACCGAGCCCCCUGAAUAGGUCACUCUUAAGCUAAUCUUCUCCUAUGAAAAAGAGUUCAUUUUCAGUUUUUCAAAUGCUUAGAACUAUUACUGACAUGAUCUGCGAAAAGGACCUCAUGUCCACGGUAGUCGAUUGUGCAGAGAUUGCAGCAUGCUGGUCUAGGAGUCUUUUUUUUAUGUUAGAAGUUAGAAUUGAUGUUUUUGUAGGCCUGCGGAAUUCCUAUACACGCAUUCGGGCACUUUCUGCUGAAAGUAUUGUCCUUCUUAAAUUGGUUCGACGGUGCACGUUCGGUGUUUUAAUAAGGCAGUUGUAGUGCAUAUACCACCUAAUAAACGAAACUGUGGUUAAGAUUUAGUUGAAGCGGAAUAAGGACCUGACCCGAUCACAAUGUAAUUGAGAGGCUGUGGGCAUUUCUAGCUGGACGUACAUACGUAAACAAAUAGCCGGGUAUUUGUGAGACAGCCAUUUUCUGACUUUUCUUCUUUCUUGGCAUUGUAUUAAUUUGUUUUGUGAUAAAAGUCAUGUUUGCGCUAAAAUUAGUCACUGUUAGUCUUUUAUGCGAAUAGCCGGAUCGAUUUAUACAAAACUUCCGAAAGCUCAGCAAAAGUAAGUGGCUCUAUAAUGAUAGGGUUCAACCCCGACUUUACUGUUAAAAACCAAGUUAUGUACAGUCAACUCCAUCCCAUUAGUUAACAGAUGCCCGCAAUUGCAAGUAUGCAUCAUCAUGCUUAGUAGGGAGAAGGUGAUAUUGUCAAGGUCCCCACUACAACAGUCGCAUUCAAAUUGAUGCCGGACCUGGCACAUCCGAUUCCGAUGGAUAAACUUCGAGGUGAUCAGAAAUUUUAGACGAAAUUGUAGUAUGUAUUCAUAAAAUUGAUUUUUGCCAUAAACUUCAUUACUAACGCUGUGGGACUCACUGAUGAAUGGGCGCCUCGCUGUUGCAUCCGACAGCCGCAUACCGAUUAGCGAAACAUAUGGCAAGGUUUUUCGAUUGUUUUUGUGUCGCGAACCCGGGAAAGUUAAAUCUCUCUUACAAAUUUAAUAUUAUCCAGGUCCCGAAAUCCGAAAUGUCGAGCCUUCCUUACACCGUAAAGCCUCAUCGACUUCCCAUCAGCAUUCCUGCAUCAUGUUGGGAACUUAAGGCCAUUGUAUAUGUCAGAGAAAGACCAAGGACCCAAUGAACGAUCAUUCCUCUCGACGUUUGUGUUUAUCGUCCGGUCUGUCAUUCAUUUGAAAAGAAACUCGCGUGAUUUUGUGCUCAGUCAUGAACACCCAAUGUCUCCCUGCAUACUUUAGUGAGGCCAUCUUACAGCCAGCACCUUUUUUCCAACGAACUAAGAUUCCAAAUCACAAGUUUUCCUUUUUGCAGCUUGAUGCAAUCCACUGGCAUGUUGUUCUAAAAUGUGAUAUAAAUCGAUGACUGAUAUUUUAAUGUCAUCUGAUAUUUUUACGCCAACAUUUUGACGCGCAUCUCAAUGCCUUCGGUUCUUUCAGACUCCAGCCUCUUGGUUGAGGCUUCCGGCCUCCGAUCUCCAUGCCUACAGUUUGAACCACGGCGCUCAUUCUUAUACGACACGUCUUUUAUAAUCUACUGCGAUUUUAUUCCCGGCGUGAUUGACCCCCUUUUCGGACACCGGGAAUGUUUCGUCGCGUUUAGUGCACAACCGAGGCUGUGGAAAUGUAAGCAUUGCUUUUCGGACGUUUACUAUGUCUAGACUUGCCCGUAUUUUCUUCCCCCUCUAGCUAGACAUUGAACAUACGGUGGACGUUGUGACCAUCGGAUCAGGUCGGUGUGUAAGGAAAACAAAGGAAAACAAAUAAUUUAUUAUUAUCAAAUAAACCCCUCCCGGUGAACGCCCACUCUUCUUUGGAUUUGCCACCUGGGAAUCGGAUUUUCACUACUAUUGAUGAAAACAAAGGCACAUUGUAAAAAGAAGAGCCGAAUGCCGAUGUUUCGCGGUUAUUUAUGUUCGUCUUCGUUUGCAUCCUUCAAAGUAGACAGGCAUAACCGACUUACGGAUGGAAGCGAAUAUGCGAAUCCCAGGUUCUUGUUGCAAAGAAGAUGAAGAUCCGAUCUCUGGGACAGUGGGUUUAUUAGUCUGAGCUUUCGGUCUCGUACAGGAGCGCGCGCUCCGUUCCCGCGGCCAAGGGGCGAGACCCAAUUUACAGCCAAGGGUGCACGCAGUCACGCCACCGUGAGACGGCGUGGGACGCAACUUAUCGAGAAUACCACCCGCUGCACUCAUAUCUCCCCCCCCCCCCCUUCAUGGCGUGACUACAAAAACCGCUCAUUUGAUGUUGCCUUCUCACAGUCUCUGACGAUGGCCUCCUGUACGAUACCGAAAGCUCAGACUAAUAAACCCACUGUCCCAGAGAUCGGAUCUUCAUCUUCUUUAUAACCGACUUAAUUUGAAUACUCUUUCGGAGCACAGUGUUAGAUGAGAUUUAGACUCGACUCGACCACCGAGUGAUAAUAAAGUUUGAUGAACUUCGGGGUUUCUCGCGGACUGGCACCAUGUCACUCGCCAUUGGCGUCGGAGAAGUUAGUCAUGACCACAGUCAUAUAAAAUACUGCUAGUCGUGGUGCCGGUGGGGCUUCAGAUAUUCAGUUUGUUUGCUGAAAACCCGCAGUUGUGACGUCAGUAGUUCAAAUUCUGAUUUUAUACUCAUUACGAUCGAGUGAAGUGAGAACAUUCAGGCGUUUUAAUUAUCUACAGUGUGAUAAAACAGGCCUUAUUCUUUGUUGACAUGGCUAUAAGGCGGGAGUCGUUAAUCUUAUUGCAUCUUAGGGCUCCAGUCUAGGACGACUGUUGACUUUCGCGUGCCGUUGAGCAGACACGAUUGAAAAGAUGAGGGUUAAAGCAUUCCCUUGGAUCGAUUAGAUUGGUAGGCUGCAUGCUGGUAACAUGACCCAAAAGCAGGUCGGUGUGGUUUGAGCUUCAAGGCACACACAGCGGUUAAAAAUUCGACGCCAAUUUUUUGGCCUCUCCUAUACACACAUUUUGCGUAUAAUUCAGCUGGUCCAAUUAUGCUUUUGAAGGUGGGCGCUUCCAAGUAGGUUAGGUCAUCACUGGGCGCAUUAAAUAUGACUAGAAUACAUGGUACGAUUUCCAUGCUGUGCCUCGAAUUACGAACGCUCUCAUUUCAAUAGUGACCGGUUCGGGGUCAUAGGAAACGUGUCUGAUGAGGAAGCGAUAGAUUGGGGUUCUUCCCGAUAACAUUCAAUCAGAUUUUGGAACAUCCCUUGUCUGCAUCACUCAGCAUUCCAACCGGCUAGGAUUUGCUGCAGAACAACGCCCCUAGCUGGCAGUGAUCUGCCGUACAAAGUAAUCAGUUUUCAGAUGUGUAUGAGGUGGUGCCCGAUCGUAAGCAAAUCUGAAGGCAGGAUGCAGUAAAGCGUAUGCUCUUAGGUUGCUUUGAGUUCGGUUGGGUUUUGAAUUUCUACUGGCUACAUCUUCCAACCAAUUGCAAUCGGUGACUAAACUUUCCAAUCCAAAGUGAGAAGAGACAGCGAAUAUCUUGGUGAAGUCUAAAGCGAUGCGGAUCGCAUAAAGAUGACUUUAUAAAACUAACAGGCUGGUGAUGUAUGCAACAAGGACUAUGGUUGCAGUAGGGGGUGUUCUCUGCAUAUUCGCCUAGGAAUUCUAUUUCGAGGACUAUUGCCGAAGGGAGAAGCAAUUUUUUCAUUAAUUACCGCAUUAACUCCACCCGAGUGCAGUUGGCAAGGCACAUCGGCGAAAUUUCUUUCGUGAUAGAGACUGCUUGCUGAAUUUUCCUUCAGUUCUUCUUUCAUUGUUAAUGAUUUUUAAAUCCGUAGAACAGGGUCAACUAAGUACUUCUUUUUUAUACUGCUUAGCACUCGGCAAAUCGGUAUCGCACAUUUUGGUUUCGGCAAAGCAAGGACGAAAUCUCAUCGGACUCGACUGCCAAACAAACGUUCUCUUUCAGAGCAACGAUUACGGCACAAACUGGCAACCAGUUAGCAAAAGCUUCUACGAAAUCAUAGUCAAGCAGAGCCCGGAGUUUUUGACGUGGCCCAAACCGACUGAAAUCCACAGAGCGGAAAUUAAGCCCGGCUUCUCACCGACCGAAUAUGGAAAACAGUGCAAUCGGUGGUCUGCGGGACCCUGGAAAAGUACUUAUAUUUAUACUUUUAGCCAAAAACCAGGAGCCUUUUUGAUUUUUACUGAAUGUUUAAACCUCUAGUUGACUAAUUGCAACCAUCCAGCGAAUUCUGAUGGCUAUUUGGCCACUUAUAACAAUUCCGAAUAAAAUUCCGCCAGUGUUCAACAUUCGGAUUAAGGAGUCAGGGUGAAAGCCUCAAGUAUGACGUUUUGAAAAUGAGCUGCAAAGACUUUCGACAAACGUUAAUUUUUACAGAAUUCAAGGGUAGUAUGGAACAAAAAAUGGGUAAUGCGCGAGACUGAUCUCCCCCGUACGCAUUAGUGAUGGCCUCGCCCCAAAUUCCAGGGGCGUUCGGGUCAGGGUUAGCGUUAGUAUUCUGUUUAGAAGGGUUAGGAUUAGGGUUAGGGUCAAGACUAGGGUUAGUUUUAUGGGGAUUAGUAUUUAGGCAAGAAGGUCAGGAUUACGGUUAUAGUUAGGCCACGGAAUAGGAACCCCUGUUGGGAGUCCGUAUCGCCGUGCUUGACCAAAAAGAGCCUGCCAGUCUUGCUGUUUGUUGAUACAUAUUCAUACAGGAACCUCGGUUUGUUAACGCUACUGGUAAAUAAAGUAACUCAGCCUCCCUUCUUCAGUGCAUGCCAAAAUUCCCAAAAAACGGUAUCUUAUUUUAGAAUUCUAGAUCUGAGCACUUAUUCAAGAAUUAAUUGAUCUGAGCUGAUGUGAUCUGGAUCGGAUCUGAUCUAAUUCGUAAUAGGUUAUAAGGGCAUCCACCGUGCCUGACUGAACGGUGCAAAGAUUGAGGUUUUCAGUAGUAACGAUGGAGGCCUGUUUGACUUUAUAUUUACAAUGGAAUAUAAACGGUUACGCUUGCCUUUUGGCACGCAAAUAUCGACUUCUUAAUAUAACAGGCGGACUCCCCUAAAUCCCAGGAGGUAGGGGUUGGGUUAGGAGUGUUAUGGUCAGUGUGGGGUUUGUGUGGAGUUAGUUUCAAAGUUAAGGCGCAGAAUAGAAGUCCCUGGAAUUUGGCCCGGAACCCCCUGUAGUACUGGGAAGGGUCAUAUUCCCGUGUUUGAUUACAUGGAAAGUAUUAGUCCGGUAACGUUUCUAUAAGAAAAAUCAAAGGAACACCUUGCUUUAAUCAGUCACUUCAAGUGCAAUUCGGAGAUGGAAAUAUUGCGUCGAUUCUUCCAAAUAGACUUUUAAAACUUAUGACCAGAUAUAACUCAGUCAUUUAUGUGUCUGACCUAUCGUUACGCAGAUUUUUUGAGGAUGUUUAGCGCAAACGCAUGCAAAGAACCGUCUUCUGACAUUACUUGCCUAUUAUUUUUCAUUUACUCAGGGAUCCGCAUGGGCAAGUUCUACAUACAGCAAUCUUUUCGGCAUUUCUAACCAACGAAACGGCACUCCAAAUAGUUGUUUUCGAUUUUUACUUAAUGGGAGGUCAUUCAUUACAAGUAUGGUGUUUUGGUGGAUCAGUUAGACUGAUUCCAUUUAAAUACAGUAAGUGUACUAGCUCAUGAAAUGUUAAAAGAAGUUCAGAAAUUCGUUUUUGUUUCGAAAAAAUUAAUCACAUAGUGUUGUAAAAGUAAUCAUCGUGAAGCAUAAUUCUAUAAUAAGUCAGUUACCUCAGGAUGUCGGCUUUCGAACGAACUUCUUUCCCGCUGCAUGUAAAAACCACACUCUUCAAAAAAUGACUACGUAAUAGGGUAUAUCCUUCUCAUUGACUUUCGAUGCCCUUGAAAAUUCAAUUAUAUUUCAUGGAAAACACGCAAAAAAAUUUUCAUUCUCCUACUUGUUUGGUGCCAAACUACGUCUUCUUUCAAUUUUAUGCUAGAAUAAAGGGAAUAAUUCAGUUUUGAAAAAGUUUCUAUUGUGAGAUUUUUUAAUUCCGUGAAAUGACCGCUCACAAAACAUCUUGUGUCCGCAUUUGCUAAAGUGACUUCUAAAGUUUACAAUAUGGCUCAAAUCCACUGUUACACUUUAUGGAUUGUAUAUAGUCUCUUCCUAAUACAGUAGAGAAAUGUCCGGUUUUCCGUACGCGGAAAAUAAUCAACUUGUAGUUUGGGAGCCCUGAAUAUAAAUGUAACGGUGGGUCGUGUCCAAAAUUAUCCGGGAAUUGGAAAAGCUUUUGAAAACUGAAUUGUACCCUUUAUUUGAGUAUAAAAUUGGAAAAAGACGUAAUUUCCUACCAAAAAAGAAUGUAAUUGGACUUUUAAGGUCUUCGAAAAUCAAGGAAAAACUUCAUGCUACAUAGUAGUCACUCCUUACAGAGAUUGAUUCUUUACAUGCGGCCGGAAAGAGGCUCGUUCGAAAGCCGGUACUCCGAGGUAACAGGAUUAUUAUAAAAUUAUGCAGCUAUUUGAAUAAUAUUUUUUUAACAAGUACGCAUUUCAGAACUUUGAUUAACAUUCAAAUAGUUAGCACACCUACUAUACAUUAUGUGGGUUAGCUUACAUACUUUAGUGCUUUCAUUUUUUUUCAAACCCUACUUUAUUAUGUACAUCUUGAAGUUAAACAGGAAUAGUCACCAAAAUAUUUGGUUUUUCCGGCUUACAGACGCUGCAUUGAACAAAGUUUCAUUUCAAGUAUUUGAAGUGUGAUCCUUAUGUAAUUUCAAGAUUUUUGUGUGCCAGACUCCUUUUGGAGUUUUGUCCCCAUCCACGAAAAUCAAGUUCAGACAGAGAAUAUUGGUUGUCUUGGACUGGACCUUUUCCCAAUUGUUUUGGAUGCUUCGGUGAAAUGAACUAUGUUAGCGGGGAAAGAUUAGCAAGGUUAUCUCCAGCAAUUUCUUACUAACCACGCCUUUUUGCGAGAUUGGAGCUGCCAACGUAGUGUAUUCUCGUUAAAGGAAAUUUUGAAAUGAUAAUCAGGAUAAAGUGUGGAUCGGGCACAAAUACUCUCGUGUGCUCAUAAGUUUCUUAAAGUUCCUAAUGUAACAGGCCAGUAGUUUCAAAGCUAUUCCGGUUUUCUGUGAAUAUCAACAAAUAUCCCAUCACGGCCUGGUAAGGGCGCUGCAACAUUUUGAGGAAGCCCACGCGCAAAGAUGUUAGUGUUUUUACAAAGAGGUCAAAAGCAACCACCUUCUUUUUUCUGUUUAGUGGAAAAAACAACAACUUUUUCCCAAUAGGCUGGAGUGAUGUGUAAUUUCAGAAAUUAUUAUCCCCGCCUGGAAUCUUCGUGGAAGACGGCGAGGCAUACCAAGGACACCACUCCGACGGAAUCUUUUUUCACCAAUCUGAUUUUAUUUUCCUCGCUAAUCAACCUUGCGACACCACACGAACUAAGUUCCUUUUGGCCAAAAACGCAGUUAAAUACUUAGACUUCUACUUCCUUAGUUUCGGCAAAUACAGCAUUCUCCACGACUGGCCAUAUUUGAUAUCACUUACAGGCUGAAAUGUUACGGUUUCUUUUACUUGACUGCUAACGCGAUUGUGCUUGUAAAUGGAAUUUGUUCUCACAAACAAUGCAAAUUUAAGCUUGUCAGUAUUAUGUAAACAUACGUGUGAAAAUUGCAGUGUUUAAUACAUUCGAAAAUUAGACCAGGCCGACAUUUUUCUUGCUUCUAUUUAUGAAAUCCUCACUGCCUCGUCUACCAACAAUGUUUUAGGUAUUUUUUCUCUUUCUUUUUAGUUUGCUACAACGGAAUAUUCUACGAGGACGCCAUGGUACUUAAGUGGACUAACGCUUGA
This is a messenger RNA of Spirometra erinaceieuropaei, 12335 nucleotides long. Lineage: Eukaryota; Metazoa; Platyhelminthes; Cestoda; Diphyllobothriidea; Diphyllobothriidae. The record is from the annotation of a GenBank genome assembly.